Closterium sp. Naga37s-1 is the source of this 693-nucleotide messenger RNA. NCBI's taxonomy places the organism in Eukaryota, Viridiplantae, Streptophyta, Zygnematophyceae, Desmidiales, Closteriaceae. The record is from the annotation of a GenBank genome assembly.
AUGGCAGAUCCCCUCCCCCAACUGCUGUACCCGCAGCAGGGGGAGAUCCCCUCCCCCCCACUGCUGCACCCGCAGCAGGGGGAGGGAGGAGAAAAGGGCGGAGAGGAGGGGGGGGGGUGUGAGGGGCACUCACGAGGAGGUGGGAGGGGCACUCACGAGGGGGUGCGAGGGGCACUCACGAGGAGGUGGGAGGGGCACUCACAAGGAGGUGCGAGGGGCACUCACGAGGGGGUGCGAGGGGCACCUACGAGGGGGUGCAAGGGGCACUCACGAGGGGGUGCGAGGGGCACCCACGAGGGGGUGCGAGGGGCACCCACGAGGGGGUACGAGGGGCACCCACGAGGGGGUGCGAGGGGCACCCACGAGGGGGUGCGAGGGGCACCCACGAGGGGGUGCGAGGGGCACCCACGAGGGGGUGCGAGGGGCACCCACGAGGGGGUGCGAGGGGCACUCACGAGGGGGUGCGAGGGGCACUCAGGAGGGGGUGCGAGGGGCACCCACGAGGGGGUGCGAGGGGCACUCACGAGGGGGUGCGAGGGGCAGCCACGAGGGGGUGCGAGGGGCACUCAGGAGGGGGUGCGAGGGGCACGAGGGGGUGCGAGGGGCACUCACGAGGGGGUGCGAGGGGCACUCACGAGGGGGUGCAAGGGGCACUCACGAGGAGGUGCGAGGGGCACUCACGAGGGAGUGUGA